Molecule: messenger RNA, 1738 nt
Organism: Ochotona curzoniae (black-lipped pika)
Lineage: Eukaryota; Metazoa; Chordata; Mammalia; Lagomorpha; Ochotonidae
Product: RNA-binding protein with serine-rich domain 1
Exons: 9
Coding region: 283-1200 (305 amino acids)
Biological process (GO): mRNA splicing, via spliceosome
Cellular component (GO): ASAP complex; nucleoplasm; cytoplasm
Molecular function (GO): RNA binding
Source: RefSeq, a predicted model, not a curated record
CGCGGCCCGGAAGUGGCGGGCGGGCGGCGGGGCCGGGGGGCGCGCGGCCUUGCGGGAGGGGUCUGCUGCUCGCGUGUGACUAACUCUUCUCUCCUCUCUCUGCUGGCCGCGCACCCUCCGGAGGACGGGGACGUCCCCGAGGCCCUGGACUGGUCCUGGACUGGGGCUGCUCUUUGGCGUAAAUUGCAAUCGAUUAGGGAUCGUUUCUCAGAAUCGAGUUAGAAGUGAGAGUUCAGAUAAGUGAGGCCGCCACUGCUGCUUUGAACACCUCAGAAGGGGAGAAUGGAUUUAUCAGGAGUGAAAAAGAAGAGCUUGCUAGGAGUCAAAGAAAAUAAUAAAAAGUCCAGCACUAGGGCUCCUUCUCCUACCAAGCGCAAAGAUCGCUCUGAUGAGAAGCCUAAGGAUCGCUCUAAAGAUAAAGGGGCCGCCAAGGAGUCGGGGGAGAAGGACCGCGGCCGCGACAAGGCACGGAAGCGGCGCAGCGCUUCUAGCGGCAGCAGCAGCACCAGGUCUCGCUCCAGCUCCAGCUCCAGCUCGGGCUCCAGUACCAGCACGGGCUCGAGCAGCGGCUCCAGCUCCUCCUCGGCCUCCAGCCGCUCCGGCAGCUCCAGCUCCUCGCGCAGCUCCAGCUCCAGCAGUUCCUCAGGCUCCCCAAGCCCCUCUCGGCGCAGGCAUGACAACCGGCGACGUUCCCGCUCCAAAUCCAAGCCACCUAAGAGAGACGAAAAGGAAAGGAAACGACGGAGCCCGUCCCCAAAACCCACCAAAGUACACAUUGGGAGGCUAACCAGAAAUGUGACCAAGGACCACAUCAUGGAGAUAUUUUCCACCUAUGGGAAGAUUAAAAUGAUUGACAUGCCUGUCGACAGAAUGCAUCCACAUCUCUCCAAAGGCUACGCCUAUGUGGAGUUUGAGAAUCCCGACGAGGCGGAGAAGGCCCUGAAGCACAUGGAUGGAGGGCAGAUUGAUGGCCAGGAAAUCACUGCGACCGCCGUGCUGGCCCCCUGGCCCAGGCCGCCCCCGAGGCGCUUCAGUCCCCCCAGGAGGAUGCUGCCGCCGCCUCCCAUGUGGCGCAGGUCACCACCCCGCAUGAGGAGGAGGUCCCGCUCACCGCGCCGCAGGUCCCCCGUCCGCAGGCGGUCCCGCUCUCCCGGCCGCCGGCGUCACAGGAGCCGCUCGAGCUCCAACUCUUCCCGAUAAGCAGCCACCAGAAUUCCUUCCCCUGUAACUUUAUGCCCUGUCCAACUCAGUUUUGUCACCCUGCUAGCCGGGAUCAGAUCCGUAGGAAAGGAAUUCCCUGCUCGGACAGCCUUCGGAGGGGACGGUCACGACAUUGGCUGUGCGGGUCACGUUCCAGAAACCGUGCGGGUUGGGGUCAUGCCCUUGCAGGUUCCGUAGCUGGAAAGGUCCCUUUUGUGGUGCCCUCGGGGACAGCAGGGUGCCUGGGGCCGGGCUGGAGCCUGCCUGUGUGUCCCUGAGAGCCAGCUCUGCAGGGCAUCACAGUGCACUGUCCCCACCCCCUUGGCAUCUGCCACUCACGGUGGCGUCACUGGUUACCUUGACAACAUGUACAUUGCGUGCUUGUUUUGUUUUGUUUCUGCUUUGCUUUUAUUGUACAGUCAGUACUAUCAAAUUCUUAAGUUGAGUUUUAUAACUUUGCAGCAUUUUAGAUAAUGUGUUUGUACUUUGUUGUGUAGAGUGGAAGAAUUGUGUUGAAUAAACUUAGGAUUAGAGUGCA